GUCUCCGAGAAUUUGACAGCUGUCAGCUACUUAAAUGCCUUACACCCAUCACUCUCAUUCAGGGCAAUUUUGCCAUCAUGCCACUGGCCAAUUAGAAGAAGUCAUUCUUUCAGCUAUAAAGAAAGGUUUCCACACCCUAGGCUUGACUGAGCAUAUGCCCCGGUUCUCCGAAGGUGAUCUGUACCCGGAGGAGAUUGAGGCAAAGUGCACGCCGCAAUCACUUCAAAAGACGUUUGAAGACUAUUUAGUGGAAGCUCGUCGUUUGCAGCAAGCAUACAAAUCGCAAAUCAACAUAUUGGUUGGGUGCGAAAUCGAGUUUAUUACAAUCCAAUACAAGCAAUAUAUCGCAGAUUUACGGCAAGAACACGGUAUCGACUACGUUGUUGGAUCUCUCCAUCAUGUGCAUGGAAUACCCAUAGACUUUUCACCCGAGCUAUAUGCAACUGCAUUAGAAAAGCAUCAAGGCAACCUGCAUGACUUAUUUGCCUCGUAUUUUGAUGAACAGUAUCAGAUGCUUCAGGCUGUUCAUCCAGAAGUAGUUGGUCACUUUGAUCUUAUUCGCAUAUUCCGAACAGAGCCAAAUGCUGGAAUCAAUGACGAAGUAUGGGAUAAGAUCACGCGAAAUGUAGAGCUAGUUAUUAGCUACGGUGGACUCUUCGAAAUCAAUUCGCGGGCGUGGAAGAAAGGUCUGAAGGACGCUUAUCCUCAAAGAGAUGUAUUCAAGCUAAUUCAGGAUCGAGGUGGAAAAUUCACCCUGUCGGAUGAUUCACAUGGACCUAAAGACGUUGGCUUGUAUUACAACAAAUUGCAAGCAUAUCUCCGAGAAAUGGGAGUGGGAUCCUUGUAUUAUUUAGCGCUAGAUGACCAAGGUAAACCCGUUGUAAAAGAGCACAAGGAUGCGGCAGAAGAUACGUUUUGGAUGAAGAUUUUGGAACAGGAGUGAAAUCAUCUAUGUAUCUAUUAAAAAAUAAUGCUACUACUGGUACUUCUAUGAUGCUAUUUUGCGUAGCUUUGCAAUGAAAAAUCCUACGGUCUCUGGAUUGUUGACAGGGUCGAACCUUUGCACCUUGGAACAUGCAUCAGCUUCUAA
Umbelopsis ramanniana AG is the source of this 1090-nucleotide messenger RNA. RefSeq lists its product as uncharacterized. The record is from RefSeq and is a predicted model, not a curated record. Gene Ontology annotation, cellular component: cytoplasm. The transcript is spliced from 3 exons. Bases 35 to 943 code for a protein of 302 amino acids. Gene Ontology annotation, biological process: L-histidine biosynthetic process. Gene Ontology annotation, molecular function: histidinol-phosphatase activity. Lineage: Eukaryota; Fungi; Mucoromycota; Umbelopsidomycetes; Umbelopsidales; Umbelopsidaceae.